CUCAUUUUCUCCUCUCUCUCUCUCUCUUCGAUUCAAUUCACCACAUGAAAGCUCUGCUCCCAUAGAGGAAAACCCAGAUGGCUUCUACUCAAUUAAGUGAAAAUGGAGAUUGCUAUGAUAGUGCUCAUGUUGAGAAGUUACUUCCACCAGACCAUGAUGACAUUGUAGAGUCAGAGGUCUCCCACAAAAUUCUGUCAGAUUCCUAUGAUGAAGUUGACAGAUUCGGAGAACCAGAGAUCCCGCCGCGGAUUGGAAAUGAAUACCAAGUUGAACUUCCUCCACUUAUCGGGGAGUUUGGUUAUAUGUCACGUUCAAGGAAGUCAGGAGAUGCAGAAACUGGAGCUCAUACCCUUCAGAAUUUCCUCAUUGGAUUGCCUAUACCACUGGCAUGGAUCAGUGGUCUGAAGCAUGACAUGUUGGGAUCUCACAGUAGCUCGAUAACCAGUUCAGAUUUCAUGCUUUCAGAUUCUAAAAAUGUCACUAAAACAGAAACUUCUUUUAGUGAGAUUGAGCCUUCACAUGAUUCGUGUAAGCCUAUGGAGGAGUUGCAGGAUUUAUCAACUGCAGAUAAAGUAAGGAAGUGCAGUGCUGCAGGCUAUCUUUUGGUCCCUGGAUUAUUUGAUGAAUAUUGGAGUGCAGCUGAGAAGGAUGGCUUCCUUCUGGGCUUAUACAUUUUUGAGAAAAAUUUUGUCGAGGUUAGGCGAUUUGUUGGAACAAAAGAUAUGGGCGCUCUACUGUCAUUCUACUAUGGGCAGUUUUAUGGUACACAAGAAUAUCGUAGAUGGUCAGAGUGCCGAAAGAUGAAGAAUAAGAAAGUUAUUUAUGGUCAGAGGAUAUUUUCUGGAGUGAGACAGCAGGAACUACUAUCUCGGAUUCUCCCAAGAGUGUCAGAAGAAUGUCGAAAUGCUCUAUUGGAGGUAUCUAAGACAUUUGGGGAUGAGAAAAUGUCAUUAGCGGACUAUGUUUCUUCGCUGAAGGCCAUGGUUGGGAUGAACAUUCUUGUAGAAGCUGUUGGCAUCGGCAAAGGAAAACAAGACCUCACAGGAAUGGCCUUGGAACCUUCAAGGUCCAAUCAAGUGAUCCCUGCGCGUCCAGAGAUACCCACAGGAAAGGCAUGCUCCUCUCUUACAACCACUGAAAUUAUUAAGUUCUUAAGUGGAGAUUACCGUUUAAGCAAAGCCCGAUCAAAUGAUUUGUUCUGGGAAGCAGUUUGGCCGCGUCUGCUGGCUAGAGGUUGGCAUUCGGAGCAGCCUAAAGAUCAGGGGUAUGUUGCUGGUUCCAAGCAUUGCUUGGUUUUCCUUAUGCCUGGUGUUAAGAAAUUCUCCAGAAGGAAACUGGUAAAAGGAGAUCACUAUUUUGACUCUGUUACCGACGUCUUGAGCAAAGUUGCGAAAAACCCUGGGCUGAUUGAGCUUGAUGCUGAAGAAGAUCAUGACAGCAAGAAGAAAGAAGACUACGAAAGGACCAAGGAAAGAAAGUCGGAACAAGAUGAUAAUCAUCUGCCUACAAGGCAGCAGCAUUGUUAUUUGCAACCUAGGACUCCUAAUCGCAGUACUGCAAUCAUCAAAUUCACUGUGGUAGAUACAAGUCUCUCUGACGGCAAAGUGAGAGAAUUGAGAACUGUUCCGUCGGAAAUUUCAAAUGCAUUUAUUGCUUCAGAUCAUAUUGAAGACAGUGAUGAUGAUACCCCUGGGGAGACCACUGAUGAAUCUGAUACUAGCGACACCAUCAUGCUUGAUGCAUCCGUGACAGAUAACGUCAGCCUGAAGACGACUGAAUCUGAUGACAAACUAUUUCCUGGUAAGAAAGACCAAGAUGUAAGUGUCUCGUGUCAAGAUGCUCGUACUGUGAAUCCUGAUGAGAGUGCUACAUUACUCCCUGAUUUGAAGAAUACGAAGGAUUUGCAACGGAACAAACAAUCUAAAAAGGUCACAAAAUCCCUCUUGAGCCGAAAGGUGAAACAAGGCAAUGUGGACCACAUGGCUCCCAUGAAUAAACGGCGCAGGAUAUUAAAUGCUUGUCGUAUGGACGAAACAAGUUCUGGCUUGCUCCCUUCCUGGACAGCCCCUAGAUUGGAAAAUGGGAUGUCCAGUUGCUCCUCAAGCGUCCAUGAAAUUACUGAGAAUUUGUCUUCUCAAGUGGGCUUGUGUCAAGAUAAGUUGUCGUCCACCAGCUCGUCUAGAGGUAGUCCUGCUGAGAGCAUUGAGAACCAUCAAAUGCAGACAUUGAUCGACCUGAACGUGCCUCAGGUUUCCCCAGAAUCUGAGAAUUGUGGCUUCAUGACAGAGUCGAAUAAAGACCAAGGCAACACUUCAAAGAAGCUGGAUGACCGUCGUUUACCAAUAUCCACAGCCGCUGAGGCAAGAUGCGAGCAGCAGUCUGAAGUUUAUCCUCGGAGACACAGCACAAGAAACCGACCUCCAACAACCAGAGCACUGGAAGCCCUAGCAGAUGGAUAUUUAACUGUAAACCGGAAGCGGAAAGUGAACCGACCUUCUCAGCAUGUCCGUAUUGUGAUAGGGCCUAAUGAGUCGACCAACAGUUCUGUGGAUUCCCAGAUGGAAGAAGCUGAAAAUGGGGUGUCUGAAAGUGGCAAUUGCAACAUCUUCGUGAAAUCCCAAGUCCCAGCAGAAGCAAAUGAUGAAUCAGUUUCAGGACAAUGAGUUGGUAAUAUGAGCAGACAAAUUAUCAAGCUGUGGGAAAUGAAGUUCAACUGAAACAAGUGAAUUGUUCCAAUUGUUCUAACACACCACUCAUUCUCUGGAUUCAUUAUUUGGGAACAUUGAACAAGUGGUUGAUGUCUGAGCUGCCGUCGGACAGUGCAUUGUGUUACAGUUAAGAUGGUCCAGAGAGGAACUGAAAUCAGAAGGUGAAAAGAGAAAUCAUAGUUUAUGAUGAGCUGCCUGCGGUUGAUGUUUGUAAAACAUUUCUUUGCAUGGAUAAUGCCAACGUCAUUCUGUGGAGUUGGUUGGUUCAUUUUACAGAUACAAAGAAUAUUAUAGAGGAGAAGAAAAUAAAAGCUCUUUUUAUCAUAGCUUCUGUAAAUUUGAUUAACAAAGUUUUCUUCUGUCCUUGGUGUCAACUUUAAACGUUAUUAAUUAGUUCCUUUUCCUCUUUUCCCUCUUUUGGGCCGAGUUCUAUGUAAGAACAUCAUGCUUAACUCCCUCAAAAUUGUCUUGUCUUUGCAAUGUAGUUAAUCAUUUCGAUUUGUUCUUU
Molecule: messenger RNA, 3216 nt
Organism: Sesamum indicum (sesame)
Lineage: Eukaryota; Viridiplantae; Streptophyta; Magnoliopsida; Lamiales; Pedaliaceae
Cellular component (GO): nucleus
Molecular function (GO): transcription corepressor activity
Source: RefSeq, a predicted model, not a curated record